ACGGUCCUUCCCACUUCUGUUGCAAAUCUAGCCGUCUGCAAGCGUUGAUAUGCCCCUCUGUACACUGAAGCCGCACAAAUACACCCAGAAUCGCAAAUACCUCAGGCUCGUCUUCUUUCUCCUAUCGAGAUUGGCAACAAUCACUGUCCAGUGGGGCAAAAUCUAACGCGAGGGGCAAGAUGUGAAGACUGGAUAUGGGUCACUUGUUAUCUGCGCCCCUGAAAUGUUUGUUGUCGAUAUCCACAUGUAAGGACUCGUAGACCGAUAAGCCGGGUUUGGAUCCAAGACUGCCGAGAUGCUCAUGAAGUAUAUAUUGCUCUGCUUUGAACAAAUCAUACAUCAUGGUCUGUGUUAUUUCCGACCCCGACUGGUGGCGCCAGGCCGUCGUCUAUCAAAUCUAUCCCCGUUCCUUCGCCGACGCGAACGGUGAUGGGAUUGGAGACUUAAAAGGUAUAACUGCUCGUGUGCCGUAUUUGAAAGCAUUAGGAGUGGAUGCCAUUUGGCUCAGCCCUUUCUAUCCUUCCGCUUUGCGGGAUGGCGGUUAUGAUGUGGCCGACUACAGGGAUGUCGACCCGAAGAUCGGGACAUUGGAAGAGUUUGACGAAAUGACCGCUGCUUUCCAAAAAGUCGGAAUCCGAGUCAUCGUCGAUAUCGUCCCCAACCAUUCAAGCGAUGACCAUGAAUGGUUCCAAGCUGCUUUGAAAGCGGGUAAGGGGUCACCAGAGAGGGAAAGGUACAUUUUCAGAGAUGGUCUCGGACCCAACAAAGAUCAGCCUCCUACCGACUGGAUCUGUUCUUUCGGUGGAUCUGCUUGGUCGCCUUCUGGAAUGAACGACGGUCAAUGGUAUUUCCACUGGUUUGACUCCUCUCAACCGGACUGGAAUUGGGAGAACCCAGAUGUCAAAGCAGAUUUCCUGAAGACCUUGAAGUUUUGGGGUGAUCGGGGAGUCUCAGGUUUCCGGAUUGACGUCGCCCACGGCCUUGCUAAAGACAUGAGCGAGCCCUUGCCUAACUGGGAGCAGUUGACUAAAUUGACUCAUCAAAAGCUCACUAACGGUAACUCCGAGUUGGAUCAUCCCCUUCUCGACAGGAAGGAGGUACACGAUAUCUACAGAUCUUGGAGAGAAGUCUUCAACCAGUUCAAUCCCCCACUCAUGGCUGUUGCUGAAGCCUGGGUUGCUCCAGACCAAAAGCCCCUCUACGCUUCUUCUGAGGGUCUCGGCCAGACCUUCUCUUUCGAUAUUCUUUUGUGCAACUUUGAUGCUGAGGAGUACCGUCAAUGCAUUAAGAGUUCAUUGGCAGGAAGCAAAAAGUCCGACUCAACUACUACCUGGGUACUGUCCAAUCAUGAUGUAAUGCGACAUCCCACCCGAUUCGGUCUCCCCAACGUCCCGAAUGCGAACCAUGCAAUGACUACGGACACCUAUAACAAGUUCCUUAAAACCAAGUUGACGGAUCCCAAGGUUGAUAUUGAGCAAGGGUUGAGGAGAGCCAAAGCGGCUACUCUCAUGAUUCUUGCCUUGCCGGGAUCCACAUACCUAUAUCAGGGUGAAGAACUUGGCUUGCAAGAAGUCGUCGAAAUUCCAGACGAGGAACGACAAGACCCUAUAUUCAUCCGAACAAAGGGAGAAGAAGUCGGUCGUGAUGGCUGUCGAGUUCCUAUUCCUUGGGUUGCCGAUGAAAAGAACUUUGGCUACGGUCCUGGCAAACGUGCGCAUCUCCCUCAGCCUGCGUGGUUCAAAGACUAUGCGGUCGAUGUAGAGGAAAAGGAUGCCAACAGCGUAUUAAGCCUUUACCGACGGGCUUUAGGAUUGAGAAAAGGGCUGCAAUCUGCAGAGGAGCUUGAAUGGGUGGAGAAUCCUAACAAAGAAGUCCUGCAUUUCCGAAGGCCCGGUGGAUGGGAGGUAGUUGUCAACAUCGGCAAAGAUUCUGUUGAUCUGCCCAAGGGUUCCGUUCUUAUUAGUUCAUCUAAUAACGCGCUCAAGGGUGGAAGCAUUCCUGGGGAGACGACUGUUUGGCUCAAGUCUGCGUAGAAUCUCGUAUAACUUACUAGGCCGUUGUAAUAGAAUUGAAUUGUAAAUGCAGCCAAUGUCAUGCAAAGUCUGAAAGGCAUCGAUGAAUAAUUGAUGGCUGGCGAGGUGAAUAAGUCAGAAUGAACUCCGGGAAAUCGGCAUCUCUUUUUUGGCACCGCGACCGUAGUCCAUACAACAGUAUCAACAUCGCGGGAAGGUUUUAUCAUAUCAGGAGAAAGGCCAAAAUCUUCAAGAAGAAUCAAACCUACAGUCUAUGUCAAAAGAAGAAACUUUUGAGUUCCAAAUCAAGCAGUUGCCCACACACCUACCUACCUUCUCGGCCCCCUAAAAAUGUCAUUUUCUUCUUUUUUCGUCGCUAUGAUGGUCUUACUACGCUCCGUAACAUUCAUUCCAAGAUUCGUCGUGUGCCUUCAGAGCUGCCAGCCACGUCGGGUUCCUGCAAUCGUGCGUGAAGUAGCAUGCUGUUCUCUGUGCUUU
Molecule: messenger RNA, 2510 nt
Organism: Cryptococcus deneoformans JEC21
Lineage: Eukaryota; Fungi; Basidiomycota; Tremellomycetes; Tremellales; Cryptococcaceae
Product: alpha-glucosidase, putative
Exons: 8
Coding region: 342-2033 (563 amino acids)
Biological process (GO): oligosaccharide catabolic process
Molecular function (GO): alpha-amylase activity
Source: RefSeq, a predicted model, not a curated record